This is a messenger RNA of Pyricularia grisea, 645 nucleotides long. RefSeq lists its product as uncharacterized. The coding region runs from base 1 to 645 and encodes 214 amino acids. The record is from RefSeq and is a predicted model, not a curated record. The transcript has 2 exons. Lineage: Eukaryota; Fungi; Ascomycota; Sordariomycetes; Magnaporthales; Pyriculariaceae.
AUGGAAACGCUGGCGAUGGAAAUCACCGGCGACAUUGUUCCUCCUCACGAGAAACUGCAGCAGCUGAAACGCCUUGGCGGCGUCGACAUUGUGGGUGGUGGGGACCGUCCUGCCCAAGACGGGUCGGAGGCGCUUGUUCCAUUCCUGGGCCGCGGCACGCAUACGCUGUUGACGUUGAACCUCUGGGGCGAGGGCAGGUUGGCCAUUCCCAUGGCGCUUCUGGCCUCGUUGGUAAAGGCAUUGCCGACGGGGGUCGAGCGAGCGGUGGUUAGCUUGAAGUUGCGGAGGCCGAAUUUGGAGAGUAUAGCCUGGGGCUGGCCGCCGAUGGUUGGCUUGGGCUUGAUCCAGUUGGCCGGGGCGGCAUCGGAGCCGGAGACGGGCCACGGUUGGGACUUGGCCGGCGCCGCCCUUUGCGUGGUGGUUUUAUUCGUGGGUGCUGACGAUCCUGCCGCUGAGGCCGAGGAGGACUGCUGGCGGACGAUUGAAGAUGCCGCCGGCGUGGUUCUCCUGAUGGCGAGGAGGGCGGCCGUCACUCGUGUCGAGGAUGUACCUGUGCGCAGGGCGCUUUGGACGGCGUGUCGUGCCUCCAUUUUCUGUUUUGGGGUCCAAGGUCAGAAUUGGGUGUCAAACAACAAAUUGCUCUGA